This is a messenger RNA of Podarcis lilfordi (Lilford's wall lizard), 183 nucleotides long. The record is from the annotation of a GenBank genome assembly. Lineage: Eukaryota; Metazoa; Chordata; Lepidosauria; Squamata; Lacertidae.
ACUAAAACAAUUGCAGCCGCCGAGCCACUGCCAGCCAAAGCCAUAAGCCGUGCACGAAUCUUCCAGCAGCUAAUCCCCGAGAUGAGAGCUCUGAGUUCAAGUGUCAGGCUCAGAAGUAAACUUACUCUACAAUACAAGUCAGUGUUUUUCAUGCGAACAUCUGGAAGGGAUAGUCUUGUUAUG